GAAACCGAAACCCGAAAUAUACGAAAACGAUCCGAAAAAACCGGUAGUCAGAACGGGACGGUACAGGAUGGGAUUUUUCGGUACCGUUUUCAUCCCUAGCUCGAGCCAAGGAGUCCGGCGGAAGGCCGCCGGUGUGCGAAACAGCGUCAGCGUCGAGAGGAGAAAAAGUCACCGCGAGUCCAGGAUCCAUGCUGAGGCACUUGGUCCGGACGGGCCAGCUCGCCGACGCGAGGAGCCUAUUCGACGCGAUGCCGCGCCGCGACGAGGUCGCCUACGCGACUCUUCUCUCGGGCUAUGCCGCGGCAGCUGACUUCCCGGGCGCUAUGGCGCUCUUCUCCCGCUUCCGCGCCUCCUCCUCCCAGCCACACGACGCCGCGGAUCCGUUCAUCCUCAGCCCCGUCCUCAAGGCGUGCGCUUCCGCUGCCGCCAGCGCAGGGCUCCUCCCCCUCCCUCACGCCGCCGCGGCGGCCGCUCUGCACGCGUUCGCCGUCCGCUCCUCCUCCCUGCCGUCCGUGUUCGUCUCCACGGCGCUCGCGGACGCCUACGCCAAGGCCGGCCGCCUCGACCUGGCGCUGCAGGUGCUCGACGAAAUGCCCAGCAGGAACGUGGUCUCGUGGACCACGCUCGUCGCCUCGCUGGCGCGUGCUGGCCGGCGGCACGACGCGCUCCGCCGCUUCGCCGAGAUGCGGGCCUCCGGCGUGGCCUGCGACUCCCACGCCUGCUCGGCGGCUCUCACGGCGUGCGCCGACGCGGGGCUGCUGCCACGCGGCCGCGAGGUGCACGCGCUCUGCGCCAAGCUCGGCCUCGACGCCGUGCCCUUCGUCGCCAACGCGCUCGCGGCGCUGUACGCGCGGUGCGGCGAUGUCGACCGCGCGCUGGCCGCGGUCGGCCGCAUGGGCUCGCACGACGUUGCCGUGUGCACAACGCUGAUCGCAUCCUACGUCCAGACCGGCCGCACGGAGGAAGCCAUCGAGGCGUUUGUGAGAAUGCUUCGCGAUGAGUCGUCAAAUUCUGCUUCACCAAAUGAGUAUACGUUCUCUGCCGUAAUUGCCGCGUGUCCAAAUAUGGAUCGUGCAUAUCUUGGAGAGCAGUUACAUGCACAAGCUGCACGGAGAGGGCUAUCUCAUGCCCGCUCUGUGGCCAAUUCCCUUGUCAAACUCUAUUCCCGCCGUGGCCAUCUUUCAGCUGCUGAUGCUAUCUUCCGGGAGAGUGUCGUCAAGGAUGUUGUCUCCUGGAGCACAAUUAUAUCAGGAUACACACAAGAAGGCCUCGCCGAGGAGUCUUUUGCCUUGUUCUCAGAAAUGCGGCAUCACAGUAGCUGCCCUCGGCCGAAUGAGUUUACUCUUGCCAGUCUCUUCAGUGUGUGUGCAAGUGCUGCGUCGCUGGAUACUGGACGCCAGCUGCAUGCACUCGCUGUUGCUGCUGGGCUUGAACACCAUGCAAUGGUCAGGAGUGCGCUUGUUAACAUGUAUGGAAAGGGUGGUAGCAUGUCAGAUGCUAAUGUCGUAUUUUCCAAUCGCACUAAAGAUGAUGUGAUUUCAUGGACUGCGAUGAUCGUUGGGCAUGCUGAGCAUGGUCACAGCAAAGAGGCUUUUGAACUGUUUGAGGAAAUGUGCCGUAUCGGGCUAAAGCCAGACCAUGUUACGUUCAUUGGUGUACUCACUGCUUGCUCUCACGCGGGGGAACUUGAGCUCGGAUUGAGAUACCUCAAUGCAAUGAACAAAAGCUAUGGGCUGGAGCCUGAAAAGGAGCACUACGGUUGUGUUGUUGAUUUGUUAGCCAGAGCUGGUAGAAUACAUGAGGCUGAGGAGUUGAUUGGAAGAAUUGCUGCUGAGGAAAGAGAUGGUGUGGUUUGGACAUCCUUGCUUAGGGCAUGUGCUGCUCGAGGGGCAGAGGAAACUGGAAAGAUAGCUGCAGAGAGGAUGAUGGAGGCAGAGCCAUGGGGUUCAGGAGCACAUGUGGUGAUGGCCAACCUCUAUGCAAGCAAGGGGCUGUGGUGUGAGGCAGCACAGGAACGCCAUUUGAUGAAGCAGAAAGGUGUUCUAAAAGGUGCAGGGUGGUCAUCAGUCGAAGUUGGAGGGGACGACAGGGGGGUUGGAGUGUUUGUUUCAGGAGAUCGGACAAAUCCCCAAGACAGUGCCAUCUACAUGAUGCUUGAGCUGAUGUACUAUGGAGCCGGAAUGGUUCGACAAAUCCCUGAUCAGUUGGAUUUAGGAUCUGAAGGGGAGCUAACAGUUUACUAAGUCAUCCUGAAAGAAGCACUGACUAAAUAGAGAAAUUUACAUGGUACCUUGUCAAUGAUGGAACAUCCAUCGGAGGACAACAUAAGGAUACACAUUGUAUCCUGCUCUUCAGUUGCUUCAACUUCAAGCUAUAAUACCUGUCCAUUUAUUGUAUCUAUUGUUUUUUGUGGGUGGCUUUGCCCUAUUCUAAAUGCACCAACUGUUUUUUAUUUAGCUAUUUGAUAUUUUCCCUGCUGGACAUAAAUCACUACAUUUAUGGCUGAUGUAUUUCUACUAAAUGGAACAUAGUGUAGCAGCUCUAGAACAUGGAAAACCUUAAAUGCUUGUUUAUGAUUAAUCUAACUCUUUUUUUAUUCAUGGCUGUUCAGAUACUUCAUGAAGUGAGAAUAAAGCGGGAUAGCAAAAGGGAGGUUAGUAGAUGCAUGAAAUCCUUAUAGCCCCAGCUUUUCUAUAGGUACAUUUUCUCGAGAGUUUCCUUUUCGCUGUGAAGGGCAGGCUUCGUGCUUGGUGCGAGUUGUCUCACUGGGUCACCAGGUCGCAUGUUCGAAGCAGUCUCUUCGCAUUUGUGGGGGGAAGGCUUGCCUCGGUUUACCCCCUUCCCCAGACCCCACUCAUGUGGGAGACUCCGGCCCUGGGUCUGCCCCUUUUCGCUGCGAUGUGAGUUUGGGUCAUUAAUUAUGCAAGCUUGCACUGAAUGGUGGUUCACUGUCUGCUUUUCCAUCCUUUGAAUUUUCUGUGAGAUUUGCCUUUCCACUGCAAUGUAAGUUUAAGGCCAUUGAUUGUGCAAUCUUGCACUGGAUGGGAGACUUGGAUUUCUCCCAUGGUAUGGACUGGUUGAUAUGUAUUAUGUCAUAUAGCUGUAUUGUGCCAUUCUUGCCAGCCAUGGGCGAUUCAGUCAUUUCCAGUACACCAAAUCUUAUAGUCAAGGAAUGCAACAAAACUGUUUUCAUAUCAGAAGUAAGUCAUGGCGCAGCCACAGCAGAUAAAUGACUAAAUGGUGCUUGAGGCAUACUCUGUACAUAAAGGUCCUUCCUCACUUGAUAUGGCCUCUCCAGCAAAAGGAAUAGAUGUUGAAGCUCCUUCCUUGAGUGAUAAUGCACAAGGUUCAUUGAUGUGGAUUGUGGAAUGUCAAUGAAGAUGGUGUUGAAAAAGACGCAAAUUUGGAAGAGGGCAAUGCAGAAAGUUUGGCAAUUUUUGAACAUUUUUCUGAUUCUGGUAAUGAUAUGCAAUCUGAAUAUACUGAAGUUGUCGCUCAUUAGGAUGAUGCCUCGUUAGAAAAAAACAGAUGACUUUCAUCAUAAGGCCUUAUUCUGAGCAUAGCCAACAUAAAUCAAAAUGGGCAUAAUUUUUCUUACAUGUAUUUCUGCAUGUGGUUGUUCAACUUAUAUGGUUCUUAAGACCCUAACACUGAGUAAAUAAGUCGGAAGUGCUUAUUUGUUCAACUUAUGUAAGUGUUUGUUCAGUUUGAGGAUACGGGCAGUGUCUGGCUAUUGGCUAAAGCCAGACCAUGUUACAUUCAUUAGUGUACUCACCGCGUACUCACACACGCAGGGGAAGUUGAGAUCAAACUAAGAUACCUCAAUGCAACGAACAAAAGCUGCAGGUUGGAGCCUAAAAAUGAGUACUACAGUUGUGUUGUUGAUUUGUUGGGCAGAAAUGUUAAGUUUUCCGGUGCUUCUAGGCCCAUCAGUCACUAAACCAAUAGAAUCUAAGCAGACCUUCCUUCUUGCAACUGGUAUUUGCUGAGCUGAAAUGGUCCGCCAUAUCCAUGAUCAGUUGGAUUUAGAAUCUGAAGUGGAGCUAAACAGCUAACUGAGUAAUCUCGGAAGGAGCACUUACUGCAAGGGAGAAAUUUACAUGAGGCCUUGCCAUCGGAGGACAAUAUAAGGUCUUCAUAAGAUAUCUGCAAAUCAUUCAGAAAUCUAGGGUGCGCUGAUGACUUCCAGUCCAAUCAAGUAUUCUAAAAAAGAAUUAUGUCCCAAACAAACUACAAUACCUGUGGCCAGUACAGGCUAAAUCGUGCUCAAGUUAGUAUCUGCAUCAGAUUUGUAUUUUAGUCUACCAAACUGAUAUAACCUUGGUAGUUGGUACAUUGCUCAAGUGACUUGGAGCAGAGCAGAAUGUGAAUAUCUGCCUGAUGAUCCCUUUUACAGCAAAAGCAUGCCAGAGUGUGUGUGUCGUAUUCAUUCGUUUUCCAGAAGGGAGCCCGGCCACCAUAUGGAAGGAAAUUCACUCUUCAUAGUCACAACAGCAUCAGUGUAUUCCGUGUUGCACGUACUGCUCUUUAAAUCUGUACACUGCUAGUAAAAUAUUUCUUGACUGACUUGCUGGAUAUUCUUGUGCAGCCUGGUGAUGUUUUCUAAUGUUACAGUAAUAGAGUUAAUUUUCAUCCCUUAUGCCAACUGAUCACAUGUUACUUUACAGCAUUGACGAUAGAGUGAUGUAAAGGUUAAUGGUGUCGAUUCUUUGUACAGCCUUUUUUUUACUUUUUUUUGUCUCUGUUGAGAUGCCAAGUUUUGGUGUAAAUUUUUAAUGCCUGGUUUUCAUGAGCUAGACUGCCACCAGAAGUCUGUUUUUUUAUCAUUUUGUGUGAAGUGUUGGUUGUGGACAAAAAAUAAGUACAUUAGUUUCAUUAGUGAAUGAAUGGGAUGUGGAUAUUCAAAGUGCA
Molecule: messenger RNA, 4911 nt
Organism: Zea mays
Lineage: Eukaryota; Viridiplantae; Streptophyta; Magnoliopsida; Poales; Poaceae
Exons: 2
Coding region: 189-2243 (684 amino acids)
Biological process (GO): RNA modification
Molecular function (GO): protein binding; RNA binding
Source: RefSeq, a predicted model, not a curated record